Messenger RNA from Amborella trichopoda, 2286 nucleotides. Its product is annotated as Ubiquitin-associated/translation elongation factor EF1B protein. The record is from RefSeq and is a predicted model, not a curated record. Lineage: Eukaryota; Viridiplantae; Streptophyta; Magnoliopsida; Amborellales; Amborellaceae. Gene Ontology annotation, molecular function: protein binding.
UGCAAAGGAGAGAGGGAAAGAAGUGGGAGAGGAACACGUAGAGAGAGAAAGUGCGUAGAUAUAGAGAGAGAAAGAGACAGGCGUGGCGCAUCAUAUGUAAGGAAAGGAGAGAAAGGGGGCAUAUAUAUACGCAGGCACAGAUAACUUGAAAUUUGAAAACUCAGUGUUCAUCCAGCCAUGUCUCCAGCUUCAAGAUCGAAGAGCAAGGACAAGCCGUCCACAAAGGUAGCCAAGGAGCACAAGGCCUUGCCCAAGCCAGUUCCCCCCAGCACCGCUGUGGGCGGUGUAGGCCCCCAUUCCAAUGCGUACAAUCCCCUCUCCGGGACCUUCCAUACCCUUGAAUCCCCCUCUUCCCCUCCACAGACACACAACUCCUCCAUGCACAACCCCCGAUUCCGAACCAUUGAAGACCCUGACGAUCACUCAGGCACCAGCUCUCUGUGCACGGGAGCGGAGUAUGAAGACCAUUCGACAAGCAGCUGCUCUGGUGAAUCAGAGGACCACCAAAAGGAUAACAGCAACAAGCCCAAUGGUCCACCCUCUAGGCCUGAUGCACCACCUGGUUCAUCGAAUGAGAAGAGAGAGAAAAUAAGGCAAAAGAAUGAGCGCAAGCACCAAAGGCAGAGAGAACGAAGGGCACAAGAGUUGCAUGAGAGGUGCACUGGCUACCUGAUGUCAAGGAGGCUCGAGGCCCUGUCUCAGCAGCUUGUGGCCAUGGGCUUCUCUCACGAGCGAGCUACCAUGGCCCUCAUCCUAAAUGAGGGGAGGGUUGAGGAGUCAGUUGCUUGGCUCUUCGAGGGUAGUAGUGAAGUUGAGAGUCAAGAGGCCACAAAGGCAGAUGGGUCUCGCUUAAAAAUUGAUAUAUCGGAAGAGCUAGCACGACUGUCCGAUAUGGAAACGAGGUUCGGGUGCUCAAGGCAAGAGGUAGAGCGAGCUGUUGUGGCUUGUGAAGGUGAUCUUGACAAGGCAGCUGAGACACUUAGGGUGCAAAAGCCGACACCUCAACUUGAACCCAUGCCUCCGCAAAAGCCGGAGUCCACCAUGGAGUCCUCAAAGCAAGCAGGUCAAGGGCAUGUGCAACCUGCUGUAAGCCAGUCAAGAAGCCAACAAGCUAGGGUGCCAGCGGUGUCAAUUCAAAGACGAGAUGAGCGGGUAGAUUUCAACUAUACCAAAACAAUAUUGCCUGAUCCUAGUGCUAGAAGCUCUCAGCCUCAACCCAUGAGGAGGGUGGUUCAAGUAAAGCCACCACAAGAGUGGUCUAGGGCUCAAGUGGGUUCAGUCGAGAAGAAGCCAGUCGCCAAUGGUAAUAACAUGGGUGCAUGGCCUAGCGUGAGCUCAGGGCCACCUUUGCCAUACUCUUUAGCCACUAACCCCUCCAAGAUCCUCCAGCCCACAGAGCCUAGUAAGACCAACUUGGCUCAGGCAUUAGCUUUGAAGGAGCGAGUGAUCGUGAUGCAACGACCCCAUCCUACGAACCCUAAAUCCCACUUGGCUCAGUCAGGUGGGCUUGCACCAGCUGCAACUGCAUGGACACCAAGUGGUAUGGUUGGGCUCGAGAAGAGCUCGGGCGUGAGCUUGAACGGGUUGAGUGCAAACCAAGGACCUGUGAGUGGACCGUUUCACCAAGCUCAGUAUCAGCAACCGUACACACUUAGCCCGGUUGAGCCAAUAGGAUCCAGCAGUUGGGGGACAAGUGGGCUCGGUCCUACCGAUCAGGUGGGUCUUGAUUUGGGCUCACAAGGUGGGUUCAAUGGGUGGAACUCAGCUCUAGGGAGCUCAAACCCUGACUCGAAUGGGGAUUGGAGCAUGGGAUCGAUGGGUGAGUGCGACUAUACAAGCAUAGAUUGGAGCAUGGCUGGUUCACCUUCUUUCCCCCAGUCACUGGGCUCGUUAGGGCCUUUUUAUAGGGGAUCUCGCUCAUCAUCGGAUUGGGGGAGCCAACUUUGUGAUGACAUAUCAUGGUCAGAUUGGACGAAGACCGGGUUCAGAGCAAGCGUGGGCCUAGGGCCAUCAGGGGUGCAGGAAGUUGGGGGCAUGGGGCCCCCUAGUGCAGGUGCUUCGGUGGAGGCCACAAGAGAGUGGACGAAUCCUUUUGCCGGAAAGGACCUGUUUAGCUUUCCUAGGCCUUUCUUGAGCUCACCAUCACUUUAGAAAGCAGAAUGGGGGAGGGAAAGUGUGUUUGAUGAAAAAGAAAAGACAAUUAUAUUGUUUGUUGGUGCUGGUGCUGAUGUUUCUGUUUUCCAGAGUGAGCAAGUUUGGGAAAUCUGUGUCUCAGCAGUUGUUUUA